AUGAAGCCUAUGCAAAAGAAGCAGCAGACCCUAUCGGCUUUCUUCAGGAAGCCUGCCCCCACCACUGUGGCUCGAGUCGAGGAGGAGGACGAUGAUGACGACGUACAACCACCUACUGCAAAGAGGAGGCGAAUAACUCCCAUUGAAAACGACCUUCUCAAAGGUGUUAAUGAUGAAGUUCAACAAACUGAGCAAGACCAAAACGAGCGGACUCUGAGACCUGUCUCUGCGAGUGAACAAAACAUUGCCACAGCCUCACAAGACCUCCUUUCGACAGAUCGCACCUCCAAAUAUCUCUUUUCCUCCCCUCCUUUACAGGAAAACCAGACUGGUGCAGACCAGCGGCGAAAGGAGGAACUGCACCGUAGAUUUGUGAAGAAGCUUGGGAAGCCGGAUAGCAUAGCUGAGAUCAAGAGACGCAAUCGAGCACUAGAAGAAGAUGGGGAGGAAAACGAUGAAGCCGACGAAGAGUCCACUGAAGACACACCAAAGCCUACGGCUCGGUCAAAGGGUGUCAAAAAGGGUGGUAGCAAACUCACGCCAAUGGAGAAGCAGGUCAUAGAGAUUAAACAGGCAAACAUGGACACCCUGCUUGUUGUGGAGGUUGGCUACAAGUUUCGCUUCUUUGGUGAAGAUGCCAGAAUUGCCGCUAAAGAGCUGGGUAUCGUUUGCAUACCUGGGAAGUACCGCUAUGACGAGCACCACUCUGAAGCGCAUUUGGACCGCUUUGCCUCUGCCAGCAUCCCUGUCCAUCGACUUCAUGUUCAUGUCAAGAGAUUGGUCUCGGCAGGUCACAAAGUUGGAGUUGUUCGUCAACUUGAGACUGCGGCUUUGAAAGCUGUUGGCGACAACAGGAACGCGCCGUUCGUGCGAAAGCUCACCAACCUGUACACGAAAGGUACUUACAUCGACGAUAUCGAGGGCAUUGAGGAAGACAACCGAGCAAAUCCUGCUCUCCAAUCACCAUCAACGGGCUUUCUCUUGUGCAUGACUGAAGUCAACGUUAAAGGAUAUGGCAAUGAUGAGAAAGUCCAUGUUGGCCUUGUUGCCGUUCAACCUGCCACCGGUGAUAUUGUGUAUGAUGACUUUGAGGACGGAUUUAUGCGAAGUGAAAUCGAGACAAGACUCCUCCACAUCGCACCAUGCGAAUUUCUGGUUGUCGGCGAAGUGUCGAAAGCGACAGAGAAACUAAUCACCCAUUUGUCGGGAAACAAGACGAACGUCUUCGGUGACAAGAUCCGUGUUGAGCGUGUCGCUAAGCAAAAGACAACGGCAGCACAAGCACACGGCCAUGUGUCGACUUUUUAUGCUGAGCGACUGAGGGAUACCCGGUCCGAGCAGAAUACAGCCAUAAGAAUCUUCGACAAGAUCCUAGGGCUACCGGAACAUGUGCUGGUCUGCUUGUCAGCUAUGAUCAAGCAUCUGUCUGACUACGGUCUUGAGAAUGUGUUUCAGCUCGAAAAGUAUUUCCAGCCUUUCUCAGCUCGAUCUCAUAUGCUGCUGAAUGGAAACACAUUGACAAGCCUUGAGAUCUAUCAAAAUCAAACCGACCAGUCUACCAAGGGCAGUUUGUACUGGAUGAUGGACCGGACCCAGACAAAAUUCGGUGGCAGAUUACUUCGAAAAUGGGUUGGUCGCCCACUGUUAGACCAGCGUCUUAUCGAAGAACGACUUGAUGCCAUCGAGGAGCUUCUUGAUCCUGCCAGAGCUGUCAACGUCGAGAAAUUACGCCAUGUCCUCUCGAAAAUGAAGGCCGAUCUGGAAAAGAGCCUUAUUCGCAUUUACUAUGGUAAAUGUACUCGCCCUGAACUUUUGAAUGUUCUCCAAUCCCUACAAUUCCUAGCUACGGAAUUUGGCCACGUCACCGAGGCAGCAUCUACAGGUUUCACUUCCCACCUGCUCUCGUCUGCCCUCACUUCUCUCCCUUCGAUACUGACAGAGGUGGUCGGCUAUCUGGACAAAAUAAAUCUCUCUGCGGCGAAAUCUGACGACAAGUACGAUUUCUUUGCCGAUUCGGCUGAAACCGCGGAGAUCACAGAACACAAACUUGGCAUCGCCAGCAUCCAGCACGACCUAGAAACAUUUCGCACUACUGCUGCUGACCGGUUAGGCAAAAAGCGACCAGUCGACUACAAUACCGUCGCGGGAAUAGAUUAUCUCAUCGAAGUUGAGAACUCGUCUGCGACCAUCAAAAAAGUUCCGGCCUCAUGGGUGAAGAUUUCCGGCACGAAGAAAGUAUCGCGGUUCCAUGCUCCUGAAGUCGUAAAGCUACUGCGCGAGCGCGACCAGCACAAAGAAUCGCUUGCAGCGGAAUGUGACAAAGCGUACAUGACGCUCCUUGCUGAUAUCAGUACGAACUAUCAGCUCUUUAGGGACACCAUCCAGAGCCUUGCAACCUUGGAUUGUCUGUUGUCUCUGGCCAGCAUUGGCAGCCAGUCAGGCUACGUGAGACCAAAUUUUACAAAAGACAUCAAGAUUGACGUUGUCGGGGCACGACAUCCGAUGGUCGAGCAGCUCCUUCUGGACAGCUAUGUGCCCAACGACAUCUCUUUGUCUAGCGAUGCGACUCGCGCUUUGCUCGUCACGGGUCCGAACAUGGGCGGCAAGAGCUCGUACGUGAGAUCGGUGGCUCUGGUAUGCAUAAUGGCGCAAAUCGGAUCGUUUGUGCCAUGCGAGUCUGCGACCUUGGGCAUCCUCGACGCUGUGUUCACGCGGAUGGGCGCCUUUGACAACAUGCUCAGCGGCGAGAGUACGUUCAUGGUCGAGUUGUGUGAGACGAGCGAUAUCCUGAAGCUAGCUACGGAGCGGAGUCUUGUCGUCCUCGAUGAACUAGGCCGCGGCACGAGCACGCACGACGGGGUGGCGAUCGCGAGUGCCGUGCUCGAUUAUUUGGUCCGGGAGAGGAAGUGCCUUACGCUGUUCAUCACACAUUACCAGGUCCUGGCGCGCAUGGAGGCCGGGUUUGAGAACGGGGAGUUGCGAAACGUCCACAUGCGCUUCACCGAGGACGAGGAGAGGGACAGUGUGACGUUCCUGUACGAGGUUGGCGAGGGCGUCGCGCACAGGAGUUAUGGUUUGAACGUGGCGCGGUUGGCGAAUCUGGGUCAAGGCGUCAUCGAGACGGCCAGGUGUAAGAGUAAGGAGCUGGAGGACAAGACGAAGGCGAAGCAGGUUGGGAGUAUGGCGAAGUGGUUACUGGAAGAUGCUCAGGGUCAGCAGAAGGACAGAAUGGCAGCAGAGGAUAGGUUGGAAUGGCUUGUCGAGGGCAUUGAGAUGCUCUGA
Molecule: messenger RNA, 3282 nt
Organism: Exophiala spinifera
Lineage: Eukaryota; Fungi; Ascomycota; Eurotiomycetes; Chaetothyriales; Herpotrichiellaceae
Exons: 1
Coding region: 1-3282 (1093 amino acids)
Biological process (GO): mitotic recombination; mismatch repair
Cellular component (GO): nucleus
Molecular function (GO): ATP binding; ATP-dependent DNA damage sensor activity; mismatched DNA binding
Source: RefSeq, a predicted model, not a curated record